AUAGCGCACUCUCGGGGCGAUCGAUGUCUACCUGACAGCUGACUAGAAAAUUAUUUUAUUGCACUUAAAACGUGAUAAAAAUGGCCGUAAUAUUGAACACACUUCACGCCAGGACGGCGACCAGGCUCAGUUUGCGCACGUUUCGGCUGCCGGGCCCGUGCAAAGUCACCCGGCCAAACGCGUUAAGGUCAUUGAAUACCAACACCACUGCCACCGGUUCAUCACAAUCAUCUAGAUGGCGGCAAAUUUUAUAUACAACGGGAGCGGUGGCUGGUGUCGGCGCUAUCGGCCUGUACUACGCUCUCGACCAGUCGGUGAAGGCGUCGGACCUGGAGUUGCAUCCGCCCGCCUAUCCCUGGAGUCACAACGGCUUUAUCAAAGGCUUCGACCAUCAGAGUAUUCGCCGCGGGUAUGAGGUGUACAAACAGGUGUGCGCCGCCUGUCACGGCAUGAAGUACGUGUCCUAUCGGGAACUGGUGGGUGUGUCCCAUACGGAGGCCGAGGCCAAGCAGGAGGCCUCAGAG
Messenger RNA from Medioppia subpectinata, 524 nucleotides. The record is from the annotation of a GenBank genome assembly. NCBI's taxonomy places the organism in Eukaryota, Metazoa, Arthropoda, Arachnida, Sarcoptiformes, Oppiidae.